Molecule: messenger RNA, 2466 nt
Organism: Tetranychus urticae (two-spotted spider mite)
Lineage: Eukaryota; Metazoa; Arthropoda; Arachnida; Trombidiformes; Tetranychidae
Source: RefSeq, a predicted model, not a curated record
GUCUAUUCAAUUUACAUUAUGUUCAUUCAUUUGAUUCCAUCAGUGAAUCCUUUUAAUAAUGAAUGUAACGCCACUAAUUAAAACUGACAACAAUGAUUUAGGCAAAGGUAAACAGAAAAUCUUCUUAAUCUUGCACCUUAUUAUCAAUCAAAAAGUUCACACAGUCAAUACAAGAGAUGAGAAGAAGGAAAAAACACAGUAACCUCUCUAAAACAUUUUUAAGGUAAACGUAAGAAUGAAUCCCAUUUUUACAAUUAACUUAGAGGUUUACCUUUGAUUGGAAAAUUAUAAUUGGUUAAUUUUAGGGUAUCACAAAGAGUGACUGGCUGGUGAAGAUCAACGGUUAUGGUUAACAUGCAGCUAAUGUAAUUCUUGAAUAACGAUCAUGUUGGCAACACGUGAAAAGAGCCUGCAAGGCUCCACUAUCCGAUCAUGUGACUGGCAUUAUUUCAUUGGUUUCAACAUCGCUGGUGAUCAUUUCUGACUUUAUCUCAUUCCUAUGUUUGAUCAUCAUAAUUUUUAGUCAACUUAAAUGUUCACACUUUACUCAAAUAUGAUUCAAUGUUACUAUACCUAAACAGCUAUAUUCAUGAGAGAUGUUCAUCUAAUUAGUCCUUAUUCCAUGCUUACCUGAGCUUUAUUUAAAGAUAAUCAAUGUGCCUGGUGACGUUAGGACCAAAUCUUGGCGUAUGGCUGAAGAGUUAUUAGAUAUGGCUCUUGGUAUCAACAGUUGAAUGGUAGACAAAUAAAUCAUUCAAUUGAAUACUUCAUUUUAUUUGGCAAAGAGCAGGAUUACUGGAAUUGAUUUUAUUUUGUCUGUGCAGUAUUGAUCUCUUACUCUAUCUUUCCUGUUUUUUACUGGAUGCCUUUGUUUCAUACAUUCGAUUUUUAAUCCAUUCGCAAUACCAUCAUCUCUAAUCAUCUAAUUAAACCAUCAACUCAACUAGUGAAACAUCUAUUCUUCUCAACCAAAGUUAAAUUUAGGAAAUAUUAACAAUAACAUCAUGAGUUUCGCUAGCUUUUCUAUCAGUCAUUUGAGAUGUUUCUCUGGGGCUGGACGAUCUAUGUUCCAAAUUGGAAUCAAACCAUGCUUACAUAACUACCUGUCUACUUCGUCAUAUAUUAGUAUUAGAUUGAAGCAUGGCAAAGCCAAUAAACAUGGUGUUCAUUUUGUUAACAAAAACCUUUCGAUUAAAUAUGCCAAUAGUGUAAAUCAAGAUAAUAAAAUCAAUCACAACACCAAUGGAGGAUCAGAUGUAGAGGUUAAACCGGCAAGUCGAUUACUGGUGCUUAUUGCCUGGAUCCGAGCUGCUGAGAAAAAUUUAGAGAAAUAUCGUGAAAUUUACAUCAAGAAUUAUGGUUUUGAUGUUCUCACGGUGUAUACAAACCCGAUAGAUUUUCUAUUGCCUACUGUAGGCACUCAAAAAACUGCCCAAAAUCUGGUUGAUUAUCUGGUAACUGAAGGAAAUAAAUAUUCUGAUAUCGUAAUCCAUGGAUUCUCGGUUGGUGCCUACGAAUUUGGUGAAAUCCUUAUAAUUUUAAAUAAAGCCUUAGAGAAGAGUGAAGCCAAUAGUGCCUAUCACAAAUUAAUUGAUACAAUUAGAGGAAUGGUUUUCGAUAGUGCUGUAGAUGUAAGCGGUGCUCCCAUUGGAGUAUCUCGUUCUGUUGGUGGUGAAACCUUUCUAGCCGAUGCAAUUCAGAUUGUAAUGAGAUUCUACAUGUGGUUAGCGAGUCCAGUUGCAACCAAACAUUACGUUGCCUCUUCGAAAAUGUUUCACAACAAUUUUUUAAGAUGUCCCGCAUUGCUUUUAUUUUCAAAGCAAGAUGCUAUCUCAGAUACCAAGGUUAAUAUGGAUUUAGCUGAAGAAUGGAAAAAUCUAGGUAUCAAUGUUACGGUCAAAGAUUUCAAUCACUCUCGCCAUGUAACACACUAUCGAAAAUAUCCUGAUCUAUACGGAAAACAGAUUGAUGACUUUAUCACCAAAUUAUCAUUUAUCUCCGAUAAAUAACGAAUUACUAUCGAAACUCUAAUCUUACUCAAUCAAGUUUUCGAUUCAAUAUCCAACCAAAGCCUAUGUUUUACCUCUUUUCCUGCUGCUGAUCAAUUUGUAUCUCUCUAUCCGUAUUCGUUAAUUUUUCAUCUUACUUUAUUACAAGCCGAUUGUUUGAACCUUCAAUGGUUUUUACGUGAUCUCAUGUAAACUGUUGUUUAGAUGUUGCCAAAUUCAUCGGAUUCAAAUGGAUGGGUAUCAUCUUCUAAAAAAAUAUUCCAAUCAAACAAGACCUGACAUUGCCUCAUUUAUAAACAAUCAAUCAACAUGCUAAUAGAAAAAAAUUCAAUUUUUGUUCAAUAUUAAGUUUAUCAUAAGUUCUAUUUAUCAUUCAUGUAACUUGAACUCAAAAGGAGCACAAAAGAAAUCUUACACUAACUUAAAAGUAAAUAAUUUUUUCAUGAUUUGUUUGUCA